Messenger RNA from Rhagoletis pomonella (apple maggot), 3057 nucleotides. RefSeq names its product basement membrane-specific heparan sulfate proteoglycan core protein-like. The coding region runs from base 1665 to 2363 and encodes 232 amino acids. Gene Ontology annotation, biological process: synapse organization. Gene Ontology annotation, cellular component: neuron projection membrane. The transcript has 4 exons. The record is from RefSeq and is a predicted model, not a curated record. NCBI's taxonomy places the organism in Eukaryota, Metazoa, Arthropoda, Insecta, Diptera, Tephritidae.
GAAAUACCAACAUGUGAACACUUGUCUGAGUCACUUUACAUCAUUGCGUUUUGACAGGGUGUUGUGCCGACACGGUUCACCCAAGGGAAGGUAGCUGGCGAAAAACAAGAUAAAUUAUUCAAAAUGGAAGAGCAUUCAAAUAAGGUUGUAUAAUCAGCAGAAUAUGUUACAGGCAUCAUUAAAAUGACAAGCUACCAUAUACACUGGUCUACAUACAUAUGUAUCUACAUAAGCAUGCGCAUUUGAAUAUGAUUCUGUAAUUUUACAAAAAUGUCAUCAAUCUCAUAGAUUAAGCAUAUGAAGUCAUUGGAUUUAUCAUAGUCCCGUAAAUUAAUUAAUUUACAUUCAGGUUUACAGACGACAACAGCUGUCUUAACACAACAAAAUGAUAAGCCACAGAAUGGCGACAUCCUUUACUCAGCUUCGACCCUGCGGUAUUGGCAACCUAAAUCUUCCUACGCAUUCGUUGAGCUCUUCCUCAUUUUCCGUACGUAUUUAUGUAUAUAAAGAAACCUUUAAUGUGUCGGCCCGGUCAGUAUGUCAAAGUACCGACGAAUGGUGGAUGAAAGCAACAACAGUUUAAAAAUUUAAUAUGAAUAAAUAACGCAGAACUGCCGAUGCCACGAUAAGACUUUCCCAAAAUCCAAUCAAGAUAAACAUCAUUUAAUCAGUAGCGUACCGUUUACCUUUUCGGUUUGGUGACAGACAAACAGCAACUGAAUUUUGUGGCAAGCAAAAAAAAUGUAUUAAACCACUGAGUAAAAAUAUACAUAUUUUAUUCAUUUGAGUUCUGUGUUUGCGCUUCGGUACUGGUGUUGGACAUGGUAGUGAUAUGGUGGUGUAUCUUUCGGAGCGUUGUGGCUGACAGCAUAUCACUACCUUGACACGUGCGUAAUCGCAGCAAAUAAAAAAAAAAUCAAAAAUAAAAUAAAAACAUAACCGAAAUCAGACAGCAGCAUACUCGUACUUAAAUAGUGAACAAUUGAUACGUGUACAAUUGUACUUGUAUUCACACAAACGCAGAGGCGAUAUGCGUACAUAAAUAUGUAUGUCGCAAAUGCAGAUAUGUAUGUGUUUACAUAUUUAUACUAAAGCAGGUAUGCGUAGGUACUAUGUACGUAGAAGUAAAAAAUAUAACGAAGGAUAGCAGUAAAGCAGAAAUGUAAAAUAAAUUGUUGAUAUGCAAAUCGGCACAUCUGAUACAGACACAUCACAAAACUUUGGCGAAAUGAACAUUUUUGCAUUUCACAGGCACAGAAGUACUGUCGCAUUCUCGUAGCAUAAAAAAGGGAGAUUUUUAUACAUAUGUACACGCACACACCCUCAUACACAUGUAUUUAUGUAUGUACAUACAUGUAACACACCUGGAAAAUGGCGCUACUUUUCUUUUUAGGUGUGUGUGUGCGUUGUUCCACUCUGAUAAGAAUGCUUGCACUCACAGAAUACUCACAGCAGUGCUAAUAAAAAUAAUAGUCGUACCAACGACGCCAAGCUAAAACAAUGUUCAAGUGACAGUAGUAUCAAGAAUCAGCUUUAAGAGCUCCACUUGAAAGAAAUUUAACGAAUAUUUCUUUAGCUACCUAUGCAAAUCGUACUUGCAUGCCUGGAAAAAAAAUGUAUAUAGCUUUUGUAUACUUUUAUAUGUCACCCAUUUCAUUCUUUGUAUGCCCAUGGCUCCUUUUUGUUUUGAACAGAUCCAUCGCUUACUGAACAAACCGAUUUCCUGGGUACGUCUUCGCGAUGGCCAUAUACUUUCUGUGGACCAAGCAACUUUCAUUGCCGACCAGCGCUUUCAGUCUAUAUUUCAAGGCGAGGACGAUUACACCUGGUCACUGCAAAUCAAAUAUGUGCAGGACACCGACGAAGGCUGGUACGAGUGCCAAGUGUCCACUGAGCCAAAAAUUAGCGCAAAAGUUUAUUUGGGAGUAGUUGUACCACACACCGAGCUGAUUGGCGAUCAGAGCCGCUUCGUUAAAGCCGGCAGCAAGGUUGCACUACAUUGUAUAGUGCGCGACACACUUGAUCCGCCCACCUACAUCAUUUGGUUCCGCGAUAAGACACAAAUCACGAACGAUAAUAAAUUGGACUGGUACACAGAAAUCGACCGCACGAUUUUCGGCCACGCGGAUAGCAAUCGCAAUACUAUUGGCUCGUUGAUAAUACCGUUCGUAAGGAAAAAAGAUUCGGGCAACUACACCUGCCAACCGUCAAACAGUGCGCCCGUCUCUGUGGAUUUGCAUGUACUGAGCGGGGAAUAUUCUGCAUCGGCAAUAAUGUCGUCGGCGAGCUCCUACAGGGUAAGCGGUAAAUUUCCUGGCCGGCUUCUGUUUCUGCUAGCGCUGCUGGCCAUAUCAAAGGCGUGACUGGUUGUCAUUUUGACGUAAGUCAACUAGCUGGUAUUGACUUCGCUGUGAGCAGGCUAAGUGAAACAAAAUGAUUUGACUUGAGAAAGCAACUUGUAAAUAAUUAAGUUUUGCUAAUGCUACUUACUGGCUAAUGAGCGACGACGACCAACAAAAUCGAGCGAUUUGAAGUCAGUGCUGACGAGUAGAAUAUGAAACGAAUAUUUAGCGUAAUAAUUUCAUACCAAAAACUUAAGUGACUUUUUUAUUAACUGUUGAAACCAUCUUGCAUACAUACAUACAUUUAAGAUAAAGACGACGAAAGUGUGAAAACAAUGUUGUGAAACAUCAAUAAGUAGGAUAUCAAUAUAAUUAAUGUAAUUUAAGGCAAUUGAAUAUUCAUCAUACAUAGUGACUAAGUUUAACUGGGACAACCGAAGGUUGAAUCAAUCAAAACAUUUAACGUAAUUGCAUAAAAAAAAAUCGUAAACAAAUUUCGGCACAAAACCAUCCAAAUUAGAAGAAUAUUUGCCGAAGGUAACUAAAUUUAAAUAAAUUUUAUGUAAAUAUUAAAUAAAUUUAACGUAUAAAACUCUAAAAUAUUAAGUAAUAAAAAAUUUAACGCAUUAAUGUAUUCAGGUGAAAUCAAUGCAAAAUAAUCAAAACCAAACACUCAAUAGCAAGGCUAAAACAAAAUACAAUGCAAUAAAUAAAA